Miscanthus lutarioriparius is the source of this 1509-nucleotide messenger RNA. NCBI's taxonomy places the organism in Eukaryota, Viridiplantae, Streptophyta, Magnoliopsida, Poales, Poaceae. The record is from the annotation of a GenBank genome assembly.
AUGUCGAAGCCCGCGGACCAGCAGCCAUCGGACAUGCAGGUCGACUCCUCCUCCGCCGUCGAGGAGAAGCCGGCCAUCAGAUUCUCCAUCAACGUGCUUGAGCUCAUGAGGGAGGCGCAGAUGCAGCAUGGUCUCCGCCAGAGCGACUACACGCGGUACCGGAGAUACUGUUCUGCACGACUCAGAAGGCUGUACAAGUCUCUCAAGUUUUGCAUGGCUGAGGCAUAUGCUUCAUAUAUGAAAGGUGCUUUGUUUUUUGAGCAAGACAAGAAUAUAGAUGCUGCAAUGAUAAAUUUCAAGAAUACGAGGGCUAUAUAUGAGGAGCUUGGGAAGUAUGGCAGUAUAGAAAAUCAACUUUUAUGCCGUCAGCGCAUCGACGAAUUGGAGCCUAUGAUUGAUUUCUGUUCACACAAACUAGGUGGAUCAUAUUUACAAGCACAUGAACUCCUGGAAACUGCUAAUGAUCUUCUCAAGGCGAAGAUGGAGGCUGUAUUAUCUGAGACAAGGUCACAGCAGGCAGCUUCCAUGACCGAGUUUAAUUGGCUUGGUCGCACAUUUCCUAUUACAAAUGCAAAGACCCGUGUCUCCAUUUUGAAAGCUCAGCAGCUUGAGAGAGACUUGAGUGGUGCAGCCACAGAAUCAGUUGCUGCUGACAAAAAGCUUGCCAUAUUUGAUAAAAUAUUUUCUGCAUACCAUGAUGCUCGGAGCUGCAUCCGCAAUGACCUGGCUUCUGCUGGCAAUGCUGAGGAUAUAAGAGAUGAACUGAAUGGUCUUGACAAGGCUGUUAGUGCUGUUCUAGGAUUGAGGACUAUAGAACGUAACCAGUUACUUGUUAGCAUUGCUAAAAGUAAAUUCACAAAGCAUCGAGAUGAGAAAAAUGAGCGAAUCACAAAGCCAGAAGAACUUGUUCGGCUAUAUGAUCUGCUUAUUCAGCUCUGGAAGAAACAAAAUGAAGAAGAGAACUCUUUUAUUCAUGAGUAUGAGCUGAAAGGCUUGGCUUUCCGAGCUGAGAGAUGUUUCUUUUUGGCGAAGUCAUAUAGUUCAGCAGGCAAAAGAGCUGAAGCAUAUGCAUUAUUCUGCCAUGCCCGUACUCUCACUGAUUCUGCACUGCAACAGCUUGCAAACAGUAAUGACAAGGCUUUAAUACAAGAUCUGAAGUCGCUAUCUGACAAUUGUAGAUCAAAUAGCUGCAUAGAACAUGCAACAGGCAUUAUGGAGGAGGAGAUUGUUCCCUUAAAACUCUCUAAAGGAGUCUCAACUAUGUCACUUGCUGAUGAUAAAACAAAGGAGAACAAGUAUCUUCUUGAUAUGCUAGAGAGCUAUGAAUCAGCGAUUGGUGAGCCAAACACCAAAGCUCCAUGUCACAUUGCUCAAUUCCCACCCCCCUUCCAGGCAGUUCCAUGCAAUCCUAUUGUGCUUGAUAUGGCUUACAACGCAGUUGAGUUCCCAAGCCUUGAGAACCGUAUGAAAAAAGAAAAGAAGGGCCUUCUGAGCAGGUUCUGGGGUUGA